Molecule: messenger RNA, 1375 nt
Organism: Paramecium primaurelia
Lineage: Eukaryota; Ciliophora; Oligohymenophorea; Peniculida; Parameciidae
Source: the annotation of a GenBank genome assembly
AUGCUUAAAGUCUCUAAUAAAUCUAGAAAGAAUGAAUAAUUGGAAACCAUAUAAGCAAUAGAGAAAUGCACAAGUAUUAGUAAUUGUUGUGUAUUGUAGAAAUAAUGAAAGAAGAUCGUUUAUAAUUAAGAUAAAUGGUAAAAGAUGAAAAUGUCAAAUUAAUUGAAUUAAUAGCCAAACAUAAAAAAAAGAAUGAUCUAAAUGAUUUAUAAUAAGAACUUAGAAAGUUUUUAAAAGAAAAAAAAAUAUCUCCAGAAAAAGUUUAAGGAGCACCUGUAGUUUUAAGAAAAGUUAAAUCAAAAGAGAGAUAUGAAUGGAAUACUUCUAUGAGUUCAAAUCCUUCAAUAAGAUCACCUAGCAGAUCAAAUUUAGAUUUUAAAAAGAAAUAGAAAGAAGAAUCAAAUAAAAAAAUAGAAUCUUAAAAAAAAUUAGAUAAUUAAAAAAUAGAAUAAAAAGAAAAUGAUGAUUUAAAAAUAUUAGAUGAAAUUCAAGAAAUUAAACCAGAAUAAUAAAUUCUUAUUUUUAAUACAGCAAAUUCAGUAGUAGAUCCUUUUCAUGAGGAUUUAACACCUGUUAAAAUGGAAUUUUAAACUAUUGUGUCUUAAACACCAUUGAAUUAAAGUGAUUAAAGAAGUGAAUGCAUAUUAUAAUACAAUGCUGCUGAAAUUUAACAUUAUAUGCAAUAAGAUAAAUAUUAUGUAUCAAAAGAAACAUAUAUUAUACCUUAAUUGAUUAGUUUAAAUUAUAAACAAAUAGCACAUCCUGACUAUUAAAAUUUGUUUACAGAUUGGAAAUCUCUUUUAAAACCUGAAUUACCAAGAUAUCAUUUGAAAGAGUGUUGUUUAUUUGAGGAAUCAUAAAAUUUAGAAUAAUCAAAAUAAAUAAAUUUGAAAACUGAUCAAUCUCAAAUAGUUAAGAGUUUAGAAAUACGUGGAGUUACAGCAGAAGAAUUAUUUACAUAUUUGGUUCAUCAUCGAUUUACUAAAAGAUUGAAUUAAUAUUAAUUAAUAGAGAAUGCUAAAAUAUCUAUUCCAAAUGCAUAAUUAGAUUUAGAGUCAUUGUUCAAGUUAUCAGAUCAUGAUGAAGAUGGAUGGAUAAGUUUGGAAGAAUUGGGUUAGACAUUAUAGGAUACUUGUAUUGAGAAGGAGUAAUAUAUGAAUCCAAUAAAAGAAUUAUAUAAUAGAUUAAGUGGAAAGGUGAAUAUGGAAAAUUUUAUAAAUUUAAUGAAUGAUCGAAUUUAAGGGGAAAUGUAAUAGAUUUUUUAUAUAAAUAUUUUAGACUUUAUCAUGAAAUCGAUUUAUUUAGUAAGGGCUUCAUUACUUAUUGGGAAAUGUAUAAUCAUUAUGAAGAAAUUGAAAAGUUACUUAAAUAAUGA